ACAAGAAAACAACUAUCGACUGUCAAAUUUUUAAUACGGAGACGUACAGAGAUAUGUUCAAAUUCGGUGAAAGCACUUUACCAGAUCCAUUACAGCUAUAUGAAAAUUGGCAAGAUGAAGAGCAAGGAAUGAAAAAUUGGCCACCUCUUUUUAUCACUGACUUAACUGCGUUUUUGAUGAGGUAUGAGACAGAUGACACUGCAAAGAAACAUCUAAACCAGUACAAAGUGGGAAAAGCAUACCAAUUUUUCCAAAGUGAAUGGCUAAAAGAAGUGUUUUACCACCAUGUUGACAGGACCACCUCAUAUUGUUUUCUGCGCGCUAAAUGCACCCCCUCACAGAGCCUAAGUUCUGAGCCCCACACAGUGUGGGUUUGCUGUGCCAAAGACUCUGGUGAAGUCAAGUCUGCUUUCUGUACUUGCACAGUAGGGUAUGGUCAAACAUGUAAUCAUGUGACAGGAUUGCUAUUUCGCGUGGAAUAUGCAAAUAAGAUGGGUUACACUUCAUGUACAUCCAACAAGUGCGAAUGGGUGGUGCCGAAAGAGAGACCAAUUGAGCCGGCAAUGAUAAAGGACAUAGCAUUUAAGAGAGCAAAGCAUAUAAAGCAUAUAAAGAAUUAAUUUAGUGCUGUUAGGCCUGAUAAUUUAAAACUGGGUUUAUAUAUAUACACACACACAGACACACACACAUACAUGUAAUGAUCAUAAUUAUUUACUAACAGGAAAACAAGAGCUUCAACUGCCAACAAGAAAACAACAUUUAAUACAAUGCCCGACGAUGAUGAAGACAACUUCCUAGCAGCCUUUAGGGAGUCACUGAGGAAAACUUUGCCAGACGCAUGUGUAUUCAAAGGUAUUGAUGUUGAUCCACAUAACCAAGCCAAGGGGCAGUCUACACAAUCAAAAGAACAUGUAAAGGAGAAAGAUUGUCCACAGAUCGACAUCCAGCAAUUUCUCAUGAAAUCUAUGAUCGAUCAGAUCUGAGCAUCAAGAUACCUUCUUCUACAGUUACUUACAUAAGUAAUAGUACUAAAGGGCAAUCCUCUAAUGCUAAUUGGCAUGACUUGCGAAAUAGUCGAUUAACAUCUUCCAACUUCUAUUCUAUUCACACUAAAGUGAAUUCCAUCAACAAUAAACCCACUGUUGUGCAUGAUGUAAAACCUCUUGUGAGAAAUAUCAUGGAUUAUACAAAAAUAAAUCCCAAUAUUAAGUCUCUUAAAUACGGUAGAGAAAUGGAACCAGUUGCUAAGGAAAUUUAUGUGAAAGAAAUUUGUAGAACACAUGAGAAUGUGAAAUCAGGAGAAUGUGGUAUUGUUCUUGAUUCUGUACACACUUAUAUUGCAUCCACUCCAGAUUUGUUAGUUUCAUGUUCAUGCUGUGGUGAUGGCUGUGUUGAAAUCAAAUGUCCAUUGAUAACAAAAUGUAGUACAUGUUUGUCAUUUUGUUCAUGCAUUAUUCCUGAAUAUCUUAGUUACAAAUCUGGAAAAUUAUCAUUGAAGAUUAAUCAUUCUUAUUUUGCUCAAGUUCAAGGACAGAUGUUUGUUACUGGAAGGAAAUGGUGUGAUUUUUUGUGUAUACUUGCAAUGGUACUUUUACAGAGAGAAUGGAUUACAAUGAAAGAUAUUUUACAGAUAUUUUCAAAAGUCUUCAGUACUCUUUCUUUUCUUUUGUAUUGCCGGAGUUAAAAUUUCACGGUAUUGAAAAAUCAAUGUGUGUGGAAUCAAUGGAAGUAGAUGAAAAUGCAAAUAAUGUUGAAGGAGAUACAUAUUUUUGUCCAUGUUGCAAUCAUGUUAUUGCUAACCAUGUCAAUGCCUUGAAAGACAGAAGUAUCUGUUGUGAGUUAUGUGGUUUGUGGUACCACUAUAAAUGUGUUAACUUAACAGAUGCAAAACUAUCGCAAAUACCAUAUUGGUAUUGUAGCGAAAGUUCUAUGUAAAUAAUGGAAUUGAUGCACACUAUUUUCAUGAACUUUCUGUACAAAUGUACUAUUCUUUUUUUGUUAUUAUAUUACAAUAACAGUGCAUGUAUUUAUGUACACUACUGCAUCAAUUCAUUUUUCACAGUAUGGACCUUUUGAGUAAGUGUACAUGUUCCAUGAUAUGUUAUUGUUAUGGUAUGUGAAAUUUGUAACAGAAUUUAUGUACUUUACUGUAUCAAACUAUAUUUCACAAUAUAAACCUUCUGAAUGAAUACUAUGGGGUAUAUAAUUAACCAUCAUAUGUGAAUAACAUAAUUAAUGUACACAACUGUAGGAAACAAUAUUAGCAUAUACACAAUAUGUUAAGGAGAUGUGUGUCUUUUCUCAAUACCACACAAUCUUUCAUCACAAUUCACAAACAUUCACUUGCAUUCUAUCUUGUUUUUAGAAAAUAUCCUGGGAUAUAUAUUUCCAGUUAGCAGAUUUUGAUAUAGUUCCCAGUUGUUGCAAUUGCAAGUAAUAUUUUAAAGUCAGCUCUUAUGUAUUUACAGUUUUAAAGUUGUAUAAAUGUACAUUACUGUAGCAAAGAAGACGAGAAAAAUCUUUGAAACAAUCAAGUUUUGAACCUGGGACUCAUGCAUUACUAGAUAUGUCCUCAACUCUCUGAAAUGUAGUGAAAAUAAGUCUGAAUAAUUGACACAAAGAUUACAGUAAUUUUGUGCAUGUUUUACUUUUCAUAUUUGUUGAUAAUUUAUCACAAAAUAUAAAUGUUU
Molecule: messenger RNA, 2690 nt
Organism: Ostrea edulis (European flat oyster)
Lineage: Eukaryota; Metazoa; Mollusca; Bivalvia; Ostreida; Ostreidae
Exons: 4
Coding region: 54-620 (188 amino acids)
Molecular function (GO): zinc ion binding
Source: RefSeq, a predicted model, not a curated record